AUGGCGUCCCCGGCGCUGGCGGCGGCGCUGGCGGCGGCGGCGGCAGCGGCGGGCCCCAACGCGAGCGGCGCCGGCGACGGGGGCAGCGGCAGGGUCGCCAACGGCUCGGGGGCGCCCUGGGGACCGCCCCCGGGCCAGUACUCGGCGGGCGCCGUGGCGGGGCUGGCGGCCGUGGUGGGCUUCCUCAUCGUCUUCACCGUGGUGGGCAACGUGCUGGUGGUGAUCGCCGUGCUGACCAGCCGCGCGCUGCGUGCGCCGCAGAACCUCUUCCUGGUGUCGCUGGCCUCCGCUGACAUCCUGGUGGCCACACUGGUCAUGCCCUUCUCGCUGGCCAACGAGCUCAUGGCCUACUGGUACUUUGGGCAGGUGUGGUGCGGCGUGUACCUGGCGCUAGACGUCCUCUUCUGCACCUCGUCCAUCGUGCACCUGUGCGCCAUCAGCCUGGACCGCUACUGGUCCGUGACCCAGGCCGUCGAGUACAACCUGAAGCGCACGCCGCGCCGCGUCAAGGCCACCAUCGUGGCAGUGUGGCUCAUCUCGGCCGUCAUCUCCUUCCCGCCGCUAGUCUCGCUCUACCGCCGGCCCGACGGCGCCGCCUACCCGCAGUGUGGCCUCAACGACGAGACCUGGUACAUCCUGUCCUCCUGCAUCGGCUCCUUCUUCGCUCCCUGCCUCAUCAUGGGCCUGGUCUACGCGCGCAUCUACCGGGUGGCCAAGCUGCGUACGCGCACGCUCAGCGAGAAGCGCGAGCCCGCGGGCCCCGACGGCGCGUCCCCGACCACGGAGAACGGGCUGGGCGCCGGCGAGAACGGGCACUGCGUGCCCGCGCGCCGCCCGCGCGCCGACGUGGAGCCCGAGGACAGCAGCGCGGCGGCCGAGAGACGGCGGCGCCGGGGCGCGCUGCGGCGGGGCGGGCGGCGGCGUGGGGCUGGCGAGGGGGCCGCGGACGCCGAGGGCACGGGCCCCGGGACGGUGACGGCCGAGCCGGGCGCGCUGGCCGCCGCGAGGUCCCCGGGCCCCGGCGGGCGCCUGUCCCGCGCCAGCUCGCGCUCCGUCGAGUUCUUCCUGUCUCGCCGGCGCCGGGCGCGCAGCAGCGUGUGCCGCCGCAAGGUGGCCCAGGCGCGCGAGAAGCGCUUCACCUUCGUGCUGGCGGUGGUCAUGGGCGUGUUCGUGCUCUGCUGGUUCCCCUUCUUCUUCAGCUACAGCCUGUACGGCAUCUGCCGCGAGGCCUGCCAGGUGCCCGGCCCGCUCUUCAAGUUCUUCUUCUGGAUCGGCUACUGCAACAGCUCGCUGAACCCGGUCAUCUACACCGUCUUCAACCAGGACUUCCGGCGCUCUUUCAAGCACAUCCUCUUCCGACGGAGGAGAAGGGGCUUCAGGCAGUGA
Budorcas taxicolor (takin) is the source of this 1386-nucleotide messenger RNA. It is a transcript of the gene ADRA2C, whose product is annotated as adrenoceptor alpha 2C. The record is from RefSeq and is a predicted model, not a curated record. The coding region runs from base 1 to 1386 and encodes 461 amino acids. Gene Ontology annotation, molecular function: alpha2-adrenergic receptor activity. Lineage: Eukaryota; Metazoa; Chordata; Mammalia; Artiodactyla; Bovidae. The transcript has a single exon. Gene Ontology annotation, cellular component: membrane. Gene Ontology annotation, biological process: regulation of vasoconstriction; regulation of smooth muscle contraction; adenylate cyclase-activating adrenergic receptor signaling pathway.